This is a messenger RNA of Peniophora sp. CBMAI 1063, 2976 nucleotides long. NCBI's taxonomy places the organism in Eukaryota, Fungi, Basidiomycota, Agaricomycetes, Russulales, Peniophoraceae. The record is from the annotation of a GenBank genome assembly.
AUGAGCCAUCUUUCCCGCAUCGAUCGAGUUUCGCCCGCCGGGCAGCGAGACGACGAUAUAGUCUCUGUCGACCUUCGUUCUUCGCCGUCCCUGCCAUUCCCUUCGGCCAACACUUUGCUCUCCCAGAGACGGUCUGUCCCAGCGUUUCAGGACGAAAUGGACCCUCUUCCUUCCGAGCACCAGGCAGCUCUCUGGUUUGAACGUCAGAACUCCUCAAAUGCGGAUGCCGAGUUCGACGCGAUGUGGACGUACCCGAUCGCACACGACGGUAAAGGCAAGCGUGCUGCUCAGCCCGUGAACAUCUUCCGGCGUCGGGAGGACGAAACGUUCGAUGUCUAUGGGUCGGGGCCGUCCUCACCACUUGCUGGGUCAUCCUCCCCUUUCAGUUCGCGUAGCUAUCACCCCUCUCUCGCAGAGACUGAGAUCUCCGCCUUCGAUGAUCGGGCGCGUAUUUACCGGGAGCUCAUGCAAGAGAUCACCGCCCUCGACAAGGGCAAAGGCAUAGACAUCGCACCCACCCUCCCACCCCUCAGUUUCACGUCCCCACGACUGGAUGCAGAGACCAUCUUUCCUGCUUCGCCCAUAACGCCGGGGCCGUCAUCAUUUGGAUCAUCAGUCUUCGAGCCCCAGACGCCGCCUGGCACAGGCCACGAGGAGCCCCUCUCGGCUCCUCGCGUCUCCGAGCAGACAGUGCGCCCCGAGGAAGCACAGUCUCACCCUGUGCUCUCCCGUAUGCCUUCCAGGCGUCGCUCCUUAUCGAAUAUGUCAGUGCACUCCGCACGUUCCGUCGCUCCCAAGAUGCGGGGCAAGCUCGGCAAUGCGAGCCCCGCGCGUCUCGCACGAAAGUUGUUCAAGACUGAGAGCAAGUUCUGGUCCGCGCCUACGACGCCUGCUGCAACUGCUUCACCGCCGGCAUUCGACUUCGACGUGGCGGCCACAGGGUGCUUCUCGUCGCUGCGAUGCGAUGUGAAGCUACGGCCUGCCGCCUCCGCGCCGUUCCCUGAGCUUAACCAGCUCCUGUAUGACGGUACCAAUGGAACACCGUCAUUGCCUGUGUACCAGGGAAAACCAGUCGGAUCAUCACCUGCAGCAUAUAAACGCGCGGGCCGGUCCUACUCAGAGCCAUUUCCGGUCGUAUUUGGAGUAGUGCCAGAGCAGGCGGCGACAGAUGUCUUCACGCCCCUGCCGAUUGCCCUCCCGCGAAAUUCAUUUGACGAGGUCCUUCCUCGCGAACUUCGGCUCCAUGUCUUCGGGUUUGUGGUAGAGUUGCAUGCGGAGGACCAUGCCAAACGUCUAUGCGAAGGACAGUGGACGGCUAUGAAGGCUGCGCGGCACCGAUGGGUUGGUCGCGACGAGGGAGUACGGGAGCUCAUCCGGCUGAGCAGGGUGUCUAAAACCUGGCUUGAGCUGAUCUUCGAUGGGCAGCUUUGGAGCGAACUCGAUCUGCAUUCUUUCCCGAAGAUGCCGGCCGUUCAGGUACUGCAUGUAGGCAAGUUUGCGGGGCCAUUCGUGAGACACCUCGAUGUUCGCGGACACGCGAACCUCCAACCGUCUACGCUCGAGAAUCUCACGAACUUCCUCACCAUGCGCCCUCCGGAAGGUAGCAUCCAGACAGCGACGACGCGUUUAACGACGCUCAAUCUCGCAGGGUGCAAAUCCGUGACUUCGGCGGCCUUACACUAUCUUCUCGAGCGGACGCCGGGGCUUAUCUCAGCGAAUCUCAAAGGACUCAAUGCGGUUACGAAUGAAACCUGCGAGAUUCUCUCGGCGACAUGCACAGCCCUUGAGGUCCUGGACAUGUCACGCUGCAAGUCCUUGAGCGGCGCGGGAGUGCGUACAAUCGCUUCGGACGCUCUACGUGCGGGUCGGGUGUUGAGAGUCCGUGAGCUGCGGGUCGCUGGCCUAAAGGGCGUUACCGACGGAGUUUUGAGAGAUCUGGGACUUGCGGCGCCCGCUCUCGAGCUUCUCGACCUGAGUUAUUGUCGCGAUCUGCACAACUCAUCCGUCGAGGCCUUCGUGGAGGUUGACGAAGGCGUUCCUGUGAACACGCCCGGUAUCAUUGUGCUUUCGGCUCACCAGGCCGGGCGGGAUCCUAACGAAGGCAGGCGCUACCGUCGUCGUGUGACACGCCUCCGCCAUCUCUCACUCUCCAAUUGUGUUCUAUUGACUGAUUAUGCGUGUGCCCACCUCUCGCACGCCCUUCCUGGCCUGGAGCUGCUUGAGCUCGGUGGUAUUGGGGCCGAGCUCAAAGAUGAUGGGCUCAUAUUAUUGCUCGAGACGACACCGAUGUUGCGCAAACUUGACCUAGAGGACGCCCUGGACAUCACCGAUGCCGUUUUGGAAACUCUCACCCCCCAAUCCGCCGACUUGGGAAACCUCGCGAGUACUCAGACGCGCGUCGUCGGGGGAGCUCUUGAGCAUCUCAUCAUAUCGUGUGCCGUUCAGCUCACAAAUGAGGGCAUACUUGACCUCAUCCGUGGCUGCCCCAAGCUGCGAGUCUUGGAGGCAGACAGCACACGCCUCUCAAGUACAACAGCGCGCGAUUUUGUCAACCUCUCUCGCGAGAGGAGCGUACACGACGCCAUGCUUGUUGCGGUCGACUGUCGCGCGGUCGGCGAGUCGCUUGCCAAGGAACUUGCCAACGUUACGCGCCCACGUUUAGGUUGGCGCGCGCAUGCAGCGCGCAGGUUGGCCUACGUCGAUGGCGCUGAUAAUGAGCAGCUCCCGUCCGGUUUGGGCCAGGACGAGUGCGAUCCAACUCGUGUCAUCCUUAAGACCUUCUAUGGUUGGCAGACUGUUGACGCCGUCACCACCGCGCGCCAGAAGCGCAGACGUGCUGCUCGCGAGGCCGGUGCAAGCGAUGCAGGCAGUAGAGCGCGUUGGUGGGCCCCCGGUGGCCGACGCACGCCGAGCGGCACAAACUCUCCGACGCUACUUGAUGUUGGAAGUGAGCGUGACGGCUGUCUCAUCAUGUAA